This is a messenger RNA of Mytilus trossulus (common blue mussel), 2525 nucleotides long. Its product is annotated as zinc finger protein ZFP2-like. Lineage: Eukaryota; Metazoa; Mollusca; Bivalvia; Mytilida; Mytilidae. The record is from RefSeq and is a predicted model, not a curated record. The coding region runs from base 118 to 2460 and encodes 780 amino acids. The transcript is spliced from 2 exons. Gene Ontology annotation, molecular function: DNA-binding transcription factor activity, RNA polymerase II-specific. Gene Ontology annotation, cellular component: nucleus. Gene Ontology annotation, biological process: regulation of transcription by RNA polymerase II.
UUUAGGUGGACGAACAGUGCUGUAUUUUGAUAUACCACAGGCGCUUGUUUCUGUCAAUGUGGGGAAAGUAAACACAAACAAGUGCCUGUGCUCACAACUAAAUUGAAGUGAGAAAACAUGGACAAAGACCAGCACCAUAACAGCAGAGAACCAGCAAAGGGAGAAAACAGCUUAGAACCAGCAAACGGAGAAAACAGCUUAGAAUCAGCAAAGGGAGAAAACAGCUUAGAACCAGCAAAGGGAGAAAACAGCUUAGAACCAGCAAAGGGAGAAAACAGCUUAGAACCAGCAAAGGGAGAAAUCAGCUUAGAACCAGCAAAUGGAGAAAACAACUUAGAACCAGCAAAUGAAGAACUAGAAUCUGAAGUUUCAGAAGAGGGUAUUUCUCAGACUGACAUAACUUUUAAUAAAAAUACAUCAAUCAUUUCUACACUGAAGCAAAAGGACGGGAAAUAUCAGUGUGCAGUUUGCAAAAAGUUCUUUCUAAAACACACAAUCAGACGGCAUAUAAAAAAUUUCCAUGCUGAUGGUAAAACGCAUGUAUGUAGAAUUUGUCAGGCAGUUUUUAGUCAAAAGUAUGAUCUUAGAAUUCAUACGAAAACCGCACAUUCAAGACCUCCGACUCACAAAUGCAAUAUUUGUGACAAAACUUAUGUGCGCAAGAAUUCAUUGCUUAGACACAAGGAAUGCCAUUCUGAUACAGAAUUUCUGUGUAAAAUUUGUAAUAAAAACUUCAAAUCAAGUGAUAGUCUGAAAAGACAUUGUUCUUACCAUGGAAAAGAAAAAAAAUAUGUAUGUAGUGUGUGUGGGAAUAAAUUCAUGGAAAAACAUUAUUUAAAGAUUCAUAUGGCGUCCCAUUCAAAUGACAAACUUAGGGAAUGCACAGUAUGUAAUAGAAAAUUCAGUACUAUUGCUCAAUGCAAAACCCAUGAAGAAAAAGUGCAUGCUGGGGAUAGUUCAUUUACAUGUCCAGUCUGCAAUAAAUUUUAUUUCAAAUCUUACCAAUUAAAAAACCACAUGAAAAAACAUUCUGUGGGUGAAAAGAAACCUGGCUAUAAAUGUGGCACUUGUGGCAAAAGUAUAACAACUCGUUAUCAAUUGAAAAAACAUGAGUUAAGACAUUUGGGAGUUGAAAAAAUUCGAUGUGAUAUAUGUGAGAAAGGUUUUAGUGAUAAUUAUACAUUAAAAAAACAUAAAAAGUUGAUACAUACUCUCAAUUUCAAUUUUAAAUGUCAUAUUUGUGGACAAGGUUUCGUUUGCAAAGCAAAGUAUAAACACCAUCAAGUAAGGCAUCUCAAGAUUAGAAAUCAUCAAUGUAAUUUCUGCGUUAGAAAGUUUUUGUUAGAGAAGAGUUGCAUAAGUCAUAUGAAAAUAAAACAUCAUGAUGAAUAUUUUGCUGGUAAAAAAUCGUCUCUUCAUGAAUGUGAAUUUUGUGGUAAAAAGUUCAUGUAUUUAAAACUUAGAAAUGAACAUAUCAAGCUUCACACUGGACAUAGACCAUUAAUUUGUCAAUUUUGUAAUAAAUCAUUUAGAACACAACAGACUCUUGCACUUCAUGAGAAAAGACAUACAAAUCCAUUUGAGUGUGGAAUAUGUCAUGCAAAAUUUAUUCAAAAGCAUCUGCUUUUAAAACAUUUGACAAAACAUGAAGAUACUACUACCAAAGACAAUCAGGAACAGCAGAAUAUCAAUGUUCAAGAUCAAACACAAUUAGGUCAUGGUAACCUACUUAAAAUUGAGGCCAAUAGUUCUCAUGACUCAAUGUAUAUGGUGCACUCAGCAGGAGCAGUGGAUGAACAAAGUCAAUUUGGAUUAAAUAGUCAACUGUCCAAAGAAAAUCAUGCAUCAAUGGAAUUAAGAUGUAGUAACGAAGUGUUACAAAUUCAAGGUGGGAUUCAACCAGCGUGUGAGAGUCCACUAGCAUUGCGGACUGAAGAACUAAACAUAGAAGCAGUAAAUGAUGAGAUAAAACCAGAAAUCAUAAACGAAAUUAAGGAGGAAGUAAAAACAAUUGAACCAGAGACAAACGAUCAUCAAAUGAAAGAACAAAGUACAUUUCUUAAUCAUGGUCAAAGAUCAGAAACCGGAUACAUAAGUUCAUGUAGUUCUGGGUUCCCUCUAAAAGUAGAAAACAGUCCACAGCCGCGUAUAUCCAACUCUGUGACUGGGUUCCCUUUAAGAGUAGAAAACAGUCCACAGCCGGGUAUAUUAAACUCUGUGACUGGGUUCCCUUUGAAAGUAGAAAACAGUCCACAGCUGGGUAUACUAAACUCUGUGGCUGGGUUCCCUUUGAAAACAGAACACACUUUACAGCAGAAUAUAGUAAAGCCAUUGAAUGGUAAUGUUGUUACAAUGACUAAACUUGGAUCAGUGAAAGUGAAUACUGAAGAUCUUCAGAAAAUACUCAAUAGGGGAAAUAUUUUGGAUUUCAUAAAAUCUCAGACACAAAAUGAUUUAUAAUGAAUUACAUAUACAAGAGUAAAGUUAUUAUACUAUCUAUUUAUUAAAGUUUGUAUUUUUCUGAA